UCCGGGCGGUCGGAGUAACACUGCUUCCGGACUUAUUCCGCCAAAUUCAAACAAGAGACUCCUCACCAGCAGCAGCUGUUCGCCCCGUUCUCUCUGAUUAAUCGAGCUGCUUUUAGGCGCGUUCAGCAGAUCUGUGGAGAUGCCCGCUAUUCCGAAGAGGCCUUGCCCCGACCCGAUGAAUGACUCCAUGGAGAAGAGGAUAACGCGCAUUUCCAUCGAGGGAAACAUUGCGGCUGGGAAGUCCACUUUUGUGCGCCUUUUGGAGCAGGAGAGCACCGACUGGGAGGUAGUACCAGAACCGAUCGCUAGAUGGUGCAAUGUCCAAACAACAGGCAGCGACUUUGAGGAGCUGACCACAUCUCAGAGGAGCGGUGGCAACGUGUUGAAGAUGAUGUACGAGAAGCCCGAGAGGUGGGCUUAUACCUUCCAGAGCUACGCCUGCAUCAGCCGAGUGCGCGCCCAGAUCAAAUCUGCAAACGGGAAGCUCCGCGAGGCUGAGAAUCCUGUGUUGUUCUACGAGAGAUCCAUUUACAGCGACAGGUACAUCUUUGCAGGCAACCUUUAUGAGAGCGAAUGCAUGAAUGAGACUGAAUGGUCCAUCUACCAGGACUUGCAUGGCUGGCUUCACAACCAGUUUGGCAAGCACAUUGAGCUAGAUGGUAUCAUUUACCUCAGAGCUUCACCUGAGAAAUGCUUGGAACGAUUACACACAAGGGGAAGAGAGGAGGAGCAGGAAAUCCCUCUGGAAUACCUGGAGAAGCUCCACUACAAGCAUGAGAGCUGGCUGCAGAAUAAGACCAUGAACAUGGAUUUUGAGUAUCUCAGUGACGUUCCCGUUCUGACCUUGGAUGUGAACGACGAUUUUAAGCAGAACGAUUCUAAGAGUGCCGACAUGAUUGAGAAGGUGAAGGAGUUUUUGAGCAUAUUGUGACGGCCACAGGGAACAACAUCCUGGAAUAUUGGGAACAAUAAAUUAUCACUUCUCAUUCAUUUGAUGGUUUUAAUAACAGAAAAUGUGCACUUUUUAAUAUCAUUUAGCUGUCUUUUUUAAUUGUUUACUCAUGUAUUUUAUAAAUGGAAAUGAUUGCAUAGCUUUUCAAGAUUUAGUGAAGGCUGAUGCAUGUGUAUGUGUGCAUAUCUGCACAAAUAAAAUGUAAAGGUUUUUCUUUUUUUAAUUUGAGAAUAAAGUCAAAGCUAUCUUUAAAAAUAAAGUGCUUUUGAUCAAGA
Poeciliopsis prolifica (blackstripe livebearer) is the source of this 1227-nucleotide messenger RNA. RefSeq names its product deoxycytidine kinase (gene dck). The coding region runs from base 140 to 931 and encodes 263 amino acids. NCBI's taxonomy places the organism in Eukaryota, Metazoa, Chordata, Actinopteri, Cyprinodontiformes, Poeciliidae. Gene Ontology annotation, molecular function: ATP binding; deoxycytidine kinase activity. The transcript is spliced from 7 exons. Gene Ontology annotation, cellular component: mitochondrion; cytoplasm. The record is from RefSeq and is a predicted model, not a curated record. Gene Ontology annotation, biological process: nucleobase-containing compound metabolic process.